Messenger RNA from Sclerotinia trifoliorum, 2846 nucleotides. The record is from the annotation of a GenBank genome assembly. NCBI's taxonomy places the organism in Eukaryota, Fungi, Ascomycota, Leotiomycetes, Helotiales, Sclerotiniaceae.
AUGCCGCCGCCACCCACCAAUUUUACUUCUAGUAUUCGUGGUUUCGUAUGCAAGUCAUGUCGAAUAAAACUACAGAUUCCACCACGAGCACCAUGGCUUUCACGAAAUUUCACGGCACAAAAACCCCUGCUGAGGUUGAAAGAUAGAGGGGAAAAGGUACCACCGCUUGCCUCAAAGGCAGAAGUGCAACAACCCGAGCAGACUGAGGAGCCCUUCUAUAAAUAUUACGACGAGACUCCGGAUGGUGUGCGAACAGAGGCACAGCCUGAUCUUGAAGAAGAAGAGUUGUUGGAAGGUCUUCAAGAGGCGGUUCGAGAGAUAAAAGAUGAUAUUGGGGAAAUAUCAGCGGAGGAACUCGAGGAGGUAGACGAAGAUGAAGAACCAAGCCUUCACAUGGAGGAAUGGGAAGAUGCAAUGGAUGCAAAAAUAGAACGUUUAGAGGCUGAAGUAAAUAGAUUGGAGAGCAUUACCAAUAAGCCCGGUCCCAUGUCUGAAGACGACCGGCAGAGGAUACGAGAGUACUUCUUAAAGUCUGUCGAGGAAGGCAAGUUUUUGUAUACUGCCUCAUAGUACGUCUGCUAACUAUCGUAGAUGAAGCUGAAACUUCCACAGAACUACCUCCACCUCCGACUUCUUCCACAGCAGAACAAUUUCUCAAGCCACAACCAAAGCCGGAUUCCAUCACCAUACCACAAUCAAAUUUAAGAUCUCUUUUAAUACCGGAAAAGCCAUACCCUGAAUCAGCCCGACCCCAUAUCAAACUUUUGAACAAUGUAUUGAGGAAAAUUGAUAAUGACUAUGGUCGUAGUGAUUUUCGAAUGGAUGAAAGGCUCAUGUAUAACUUAUGGAAAUACUAUGUUUUAUGCCGAAGGACUCUAUUGUCAUGCCCUGAACCAAUUCCUGCAGCAGCUUGGGAACUUCUUUGGGGUUAUGUUUCGUUACAAGAUCCGACAAAUCUGGAUCGCAUGGCGCAUGUGAAGCGGCUAGGGUCAGAUAUGCAGAAAGCGGGAUUACAUCUAGGAGGGUCUACAUUGUUGUUAUACAUCGAAGCUGUCUUUGUAGAAGGGGACCCGAGGACCGCAAUUGAACUAUGGAGAGCUGCAGCGCAGGGCUUUUUUGGACAGCAAGAAAACAACAACCUCUGGGAUCAGUAUUUGGAGCUUGGAACUCGGAUGUUUGCUGAGAACGGCGACAUUGACGAAGCCCGGAAGGCAGCAUCUAUAGUCAUUCAGAGAUCAAGUGAUCCCAUCAGCGCUCGCAUACUUAUUCACACAAUACAAGGUUGUUUGGCUUCAACAAUUGCAAACCGCACUGCUAAAGCUUGGGAUAUCUACCUUGAAUUCCGAAAACACAUGGGACCGCUCAUGGAGAUGGAGGACUACGACGUUAUCACCGGACUUUUCAUGCGGGCUGGCAAGCACAGUGAAGCAUUAGCAGUCUUCAAAGACAUGAUGCUUACAAAUGUUCCAGCUGCUUUAAAGCAUGACUCAAUGAUAACACGAGAUUAUAAUCAAUUUCCAUUGAUGUUGAAUAACAAGUUUUUCUUCGGGAAAUGGAUCAAAAAGCUCAUUGGCAAUGGCGAUCUUAACGAAGCCAGUAAAGUACUUGACCUAAUGCGAAAUCAUGGAGUCUGCCCGGACGCCAAGUUCACGAACGGGCUUAUGGGCGCUUGGUUUCGUUCGGGCACAUCAAAAAAUAGAAAGCUGGCUGAGGAAAUGGGUUGGUCGAUGAUUGCUGCAAGACUUGAUUUUGUCAAAGCGCGAGAGCAAGGGGUCAAGGGAUUGUUACUCCCUUUGAGGGCUGUAGAGGGGACAAACAAGCAAGAGUACAAACAUGCCAGCUUCAACCUUCACCCUCCUGCUACAAUCGAGACAUUUUCAAUUCUUAUGGAAGAAUAUGUAAAACAACAGAAGCACGAACAGCUUUUGGAUCUUUACACAACCUUAAGUAAAGCAAAAAUCCCGGCAAAUACUAACUUCAUGAAUACAGUGCUCAAAACUGACGCUAGAUUCUCUGUGGACACCAAACAGAUUUAUUAUACCUUUGUCACAGACGGAGUCAAGCCAGACAUUACAACGUUUUUACACUUAUGGCACAAUCUAAAGCAACGGAAUAUGCAAAGACAUAAACGUCAUAAUUUUUUCGUCCCCAGAGAACUGUUUGCAGAAAUGAUGACAUGGGCCAAUAAGUUGAAGGCAGAGUUGGGAAAAGACGGUCUACCGAGGGAGCUUUAUAACUUAAUCAUAAUGAACUUCGGCUUGGUAGACGAUCAAGCUGGAACUGCAGUUGCUUUGCGUGCCCUGCAAAGGUACUUUGGAAUAUAUCCCACGGAUGAUACAGCACGCAGCAUUAUUUUGCAAGUAACAUCGGUUGGUGCUAUAACCGGGCCUCUGGUAAGGCGGCUCAAUAUUAAUAAGGGUACUAAGGAGAGAGUGCGACAAGUUACGCAAGUUCUAGGAUUGCUACAAUCGCAAAGGGCUGAGGCUUUGGCGAAGCUGGGAAUAAAUUAUGAUGACUUGCAAGGACAAGCAAAAUCGGAGGAGGCCUUGAAUUUACUAUCUGACCUCCUACGUAUUGUUACGCUACAGGUCAAUAGUGGUCAAGACGGACGUACAGAUGUCGUCAAAUCAUCCAAAAGAGCAGCAAAGGUGAUGGGUGUUCCUGAUUGCGUUCCUUGGGUUGUAUAUAACACAACAGAUGAGGAAUUGUUGGAUGUGUAAAAUAGAUAAUUACUAUCAACAAAUGUAACAUAGCAUAUCGCUGCGAUCAACAUGCAGGGAGCCAAUUGCUUGUUUGCUCCCGAGAUGGGCUAUACUCACUUCAGCCUGUGAGGAGAUACCUAUGUG